AUGUUGAAAUGGAAGAGACUCGGGAAACGUCUUCCUCGACUCCGUCCUAUGAGCCUAACCAAGGAUUUCAAAUCGAGUGCUCAAAUCCCGAGUUUCACACACCGACUGACUGCCCAUCCCAUUACUCGAGAGGUUUCCAAGGCAAUCAUUGACAUUGAUACCGAUGCUUUCAUGAGCGAGAUUCCCUGCAAAAGACCCCCAGUAUUUAAACCAUCUCUUACGAGUAUUGAAGAGGAGGGCCCCUACGUCUUCAAAUAUCAAAUGAACGAUAGCCAACUUCCAGGAACUCCCCACAGAAGACUACGACGCCAGAGGGCCAUCGAGAACUUCAGGGAACUUAUCGCAAAUGGGUUCGCGGAAUCAUCCCCAUCAACUACGGGCAGCUUUACAGAUACAACAAGUUCAACCGAUACUCACCUUACUCUUCUCGCUGAUUUCAUGGGGUAUGAUAUCGAAUCUAUUAACUAG
This is a messenger RNA of Penicillium paradoxum, 468 nucleotides long. RefSeq lists its product as uncharacterized. The record is from RefSeq and is a predicted model, not a curated record. The coding region runs from base 1 to 468 and encodes 155 amino acids. Lineage: Eukaryota; Fungi; Ascomycota; Eurotiomycetes; Eurotiales; Aspergillaceae. The transcript has 2 exons.